Molecule: messenger RNA, 1205 nt
Organism: Pyrus x bretschneideri (Chinese white pear)
Lineage: Eukaryota; Viridiplantae; Streptophyta; Magnoliopsida; Rosales; Rosaceae
Exons: 1
Coding region: 553-1161 (202 amino acids)
Source: RefSeq, a predicted model, not a curated record
UUUCAGUAAUUUGAUAAAAAAUUAAGAGGAUUGCAUGCACAAAUUAAGGAAAACAUGCGACGGAAAUGAGAGAAAUUAAGCAAAAUACUAAAAUUCCAUCAAAAGGGGUUUUGAUAAAACUGCAGAACAAAAAAUUUGGUCUGUUGAUCUGAUAUCGGUUAGCCGGGUAGGCAUGUUGGUCAAGACAAAACAUUAUGUUAUUAUUUUUACCUGAUUUUAAAAUCUCUCUGUACUUUUAAAAAAAUAAGCUAUUAAAUUUGUUGAUCAAAAUAUACGUUCGAACCAUUUCUUUGUAAAUUAAAGUUAUAAAGUAAAACAUAGGUGGUGUGGGGAGCAAUUUAAAGAUGGUGACCCGAAAAAAGCUGAAGUUAGUUGUUCGAUACAGUUCAAAGUUGUGUUAACUGACCGUUGGAUUUGAGCAUUAAAUCAAAAGUCCCAAUCCCCAACCACCUUGGAACCCUAAAUAUUCUUCUCUCUAUAAGUCACUCUCCCUCUCUCACCUUCUCCUGAUCUCUCUCUUGUGCGCUCUCUCUCAUAAAAGAAUAUCACACCAUGCCAGAAAAUAGCAACCACAACAAACCCAACAAGCGUAAACGCUCAUGUCUUAUUGCCAUUGGUGCUAUCAUAUUCUUGAUCUUCCUACUCUUCAUCAUCGCCCUGAUUCUUGCCCUAACCGUUUUUAAGCCCAAACAGCCAAAAACCGAAAUCCUCUCCGCCUCCGUGGACGGUGUGGCUCCUCGCAUCACCUUCCCAGCUGUCCGGAUCGAACUCAACAUUACCCUCUACCUCACGAUCAAUGUCGAGAAUCAAAACCACGCAAGCUUCAGGCACGGCGAGGGAAAGACUUUGCUUCUUUACCAAGGCACACAGGUUGGGGAUGCAAACUUGUACCCGGGUAACAUCCCAGCGAGGGGCAACGCCAUGCUGCCCUGCCGGCUUACUUUACAGGCGGACAAGCUGGCGAACGACAUGAGCAAAUUGAUCAGUGAUGUGAUGGGGGGUGAGAUUAUGGUCGAAACGAAAACAAGGAUUCCAGGUAGGGUUACGUUCUUGGGGUUCAUCAAGAAGCACGCUGUAGCGAUUUCAGAAUGCCAACUGACGAUUGGGUUUCCGGACAUGAAGGUGAAGAGGCAAGAUUGCAAGAGCAAGGCCAAGUUGUGAGUUGUGUGAGUUUUUAUUACUUUGCUUUUGCUUCUCAAUGAUUC